Messenger RNA from Neurospora tetrasperma FGSC 2508, 1849 nucleotides. RefSeq lists its product as uncharacterized. Gene Ontology annotation, biological process: mRNA splicing, via spliceosome. The record is from RefSeq and is a predicted model, not a curated record. Lineage: Eukaryota; Fungi; Ascomycota; Sordariomycetes; Sordariales; Sordariaceae. The transcript has a single exon. Gene Ontology annotation, cellular component: nucleus. Bases 1 to 1764 code for a protein of 587 amino acids.
AUGAAUAACGAACAAUUCCGUCGUCUUCUUCUCGCUAAUUCCCAGAAAAAUAACAACCAAAAUGGCAGUACAUCACCACCCUCCUCGAACACCUCCAAAUCUCCGGUAGCGCCAGCGCCAGCAGGCAACAGCACCCCGCGCACGCUCGCUCUAGGCUCCAAAGCCCGCUCUUCGAUCCCCAUGACCCCUCGCUCCGUCGCCGGCUUCAAUCCCCGCAACGAAUUCGCCCGCCAACUCGCCGAGCGUAAUCAGACCCUCUCCUCUUCUCCAUCAUCAUCACAACAACAACAUCCCAACAAGAAGAUUCGAACCUCUGCACCCAAAGGUAGCAGGCUCGCCGAAGGAUACGUCGAUCGCGCCAAGCAGAGACAAGCGCAAGAAGAGGCGGACGAGCGGGAGCGCAAGCUGAAGGAGCUGGAAGAGCGGUACAAGAAGGAGGAGAUCGACAAGGAGGAGUAUGAGCGCUUGCGAGUGGAGAUCAUUGGCGGGGGAGGUGGCCUGGAGACAGCGCAUCUGGUGAAGGGGUUGGAUUUCAAGCUUUUGGAGAGGGUGAGGAAGGGGGAAGUGGAUGUUUUUGGUGAGAAGAAGGAUGCGUCGGAGUCGGAGUCGCCUGAGGUGGAAGAGAAUCAAAAAGAGACCGAAGAGAAUGAGCAACGAGCGGAUGGCGAGGAGGACGGCGACGCGGAUGAUGUGCUCGAACAACUCGAAUCGGCCGCAGUUAAAGCCAAGGAAAAAGAAAAAGUGCAAAAGAAGGGCGAGUUUGCAACCACGACAUUACUGGCGGGUGCAAAGAAGACAAGAAAUCAAAUAUUGGCCGAAUUGAAAGCCGCGCGCGCUGCCGCCAAGGCCAAGCAGGAGUCGAGUCUGGGGUCCAGGUUCAAGAAGAUCGGACCCAAGAAGCAGGCGGAAACGAGGAUAGAGCGUAACGACAGAGGAAACGAGAUCAUGAUCAUCGUCGAUGAAGACGGCAACGAGCGACGCAAAGUUCGAAGACUCGACCCAAAUAAGACGCAGGAAGAGUACGAGAAGGAGCGAGAAGCGCUCGCGCAGGGUAAGGUUCUCGGUAUGGAUGUGCCCGAGUACUACAAGAAGCUGGAAGAGGAGAAAAAAGCGGCCGAGGCGGCAGAGGAGGAUAAAGAGCCGAAUAUUUUUGACGAUGUCGAGUCUGAUUACGAUCCGCUAGCUGGGUUGGAAAGUGGUUCUGAUGACGAGUCAGAUAAGGAGGACGGAGAGGUGGAGGACACCCAGAAGAAAGAGAAGAAGAGUUUGUCAGAUAUGCCUCCACCACCGAAACCAGAACCAGCAGCCGCCGGACCGAGGAAUUACUUCAAAGAUUCCAAGACCGGGCUCACUUCGCAAGAAGAGUACAAGAAGCCCUCGCUUGACGACCCCUCCUUCCGCGCCGCGCUGGCCAAAGCAAAGGCCAUCAGCGCCGCCGAGAAAUCCGAAGAGGAGAGACUGGCAGCCGAGCGGGAAGCACGACUACGGAAGAAGCUGCUGGAGAGCAGCAGAGACGACGAAGAUCUGGAUAUGGGUUUCGGGUCGAGUCGUAUGGAGGACGAUGCCGAUUUGGACGAAUCAUCAAAAGUCAAGUUGUCUGAGUGGGGUGAGGAUGAAGACGAUGAUGGAUAUGAAGGAGGUGGAAAGGCGGGCCUUGGGAGUAGUAAGGGGAAACGCAAGCGGGGCGGUGGAAAGAAGGGCGGUGAUAAGAACAACUUUGCGGAUGUGAUGAAGGUCAUUGAGAAGAAUAAGGCGAAGGAGUAAGACAUCGCCGAUGAGUAGGGAUCGAAGGAAGAUAUGAUAAUAUACCCAGUGAUAUACCGUAGUUCUAUAAUCUAUGUCUACAAAC